Messenger RNA from Penicillium diatomitis, 789 nucleotides. Its product is annotated as putative cyclin-dependent protein kinase complex component. Gene Ontology annotation, biological process: regulation of cyclin-dependent protein serine/threonine kinase activity. NCBI's taxonomy places the organism in Eukaryota, Fungi, Ascomycota, Eurotiomycetes, Eurotiales, Aspergillaceae. Gene Ontology annotation, cellular component: nucleus; cyclin-dependent protein kinase holoenzyme complex. Gene Ontology annotation, molecular function: protein kinase binding; cyclin-dependent protein serine/threonine kinase regulator activity. The transcript has a single exon. The coding region runs from base 1 to 789 and encodes 262 amino acids. The record is from RefSeq and is a predicted model, not a curated record.
AUGACCGCUGUCAUGACACAAAUUCAGAGCGCGUCGCCGGAUGAUGUGAAGCCGCCGGGGUCGGUCGUCAAACUCGGCCUGUCCUCCGCCGAUACCGAUAUCUCGAGACCAGAGUCGUUGCUGAACGGCGCGAUCAGCGUCUUUGACAUCCCGCCCGAUACGGCACUUCUUCUGUUCUGCAAUAACAUCGAGAAACUAGUGACGCAAUUCACCGACCUUCCGCUCGAAUCCUUUCCCGGCUCCAAUGGCUCGACCCCAUUUGAACCCCGGACUCCGCGAGAGGAUCUGGUUCCCAACCAGACCGUAGGACUGCACUGCGGCGAUUCACACGAGGCAGGCCAUGAUCGGACGGAAGAAGAGACGUUUCAACUCCGGAUCCUGUCCCGCAAAUUCCUCUCGAAGAAGGUGCCCCCGAUCGCGCUCCGGGAUUAUCUUCUACGCCUGCAAAAGUAUUGCCCGAUGUCGACCGCCGUUCUGCUUGCGGCGAGUGUUUACAUUACAAGGAUGGUCGUGGUGGACAAAGUAGUUCGUCCAUCUCCCAAGAACAUGCACCGCCUUGUGUUGGCCGGUCUCUUGGUCGCCACCAAGGCUCUGGAAGACCUCAGUUUCCCACACAGUCGCGUGGCCCGAGUCGGUGGUGUAUCGGAACAAGAGCUUUCCCGGCUCGAAGUGACAUUUUGUUUUCUAGCCGACUUUGAGCUGCGAGUAGACGCGCAGAUGCUCAUGGAUGAGGCGACAAGACACUGGUCACCGCGCUCUGAAUCAGGAACUGGAGAAGGGACCGAUUGA